Molecule: messenger RNA, 1078 nt
Organism: Helianthus annuus (common sunflower)
Lineage: Eukaryota; Viridiplantae; Streptophyta; Magnoliopsida; Asterales; Asteraceae
Product: SHUGOSHIN 2-like
Exons: 3
Coding region: 749-1078 (109 amino acids)
Biological process (GO): meiotic sister chromatid segregation; maintenance of meiotic sister chromatid cohesion
Cellular component (GO): chromosome, centromeric region
Source: RefSeq, a predicted model, not a curated record
GAUCAGUAACCCCCCCCCCCACCCCCCAAUAGGUACAAGACGUUUUUUGGUACCUAAAGAGUAGUUUUUAAAAUUAACCUGUUUAUCCAAACCCAGAGUGUAUACCUGAUGGAAACCCUACGGGUUUUUAAACGGGUUUGUAACAAACUUAACUAAUCGGAUUUAAGAUUAGAAUUACCUAAACCUGUUCCAAACUCGUUUCAUCGUCAAUAGAAUUAGACCGAAAAGUGAGGGUUCCAAUUUGAAAACUAGGUUCGGACAGCCGUUAAACUCCCACAUUUUCUCUUUCCUCCAUUUAUGAAUCCAUCAAAAUUUGAAAUCUUGCAGAAAAUCACACCAGUCGUUCUUUAAAUCUUCAAAUUUGAAAUUCGUUCAACUUAAAACCCAAUUCAAGGGUUUCAAACCCUAAUUGUGAUUUGGGUUUCUUUAAUUUGAGUGUUUUAAAGCAAACCCAAGUAUUAAAUUUAAAAAAAAAAGAUUUGUUCUUUAUUAGAUUUUGUUCAAAAAAAGGUUUUAAACCCCUUAAAACCCAAUUUGUGAUUUGGGUUUCUUGAACUUUUCAUUGCAAACCCAAUAAUUCAAUUUACAAAAAGAUUUGUUCUUUUUUUAUAUUUGGUUCAAAGAAAGGGUAUAAAAAUUAAAACCCUAAAACCCCAAUCUGUGAUUUGGGUUUGUUGAAUUUAUCAGUGCAAACCCUAGAACCAGAUUUGUAAAAGAUUUGUGUGAAGGGAAUUGAAGGGGUCAUAUAAUGGCUAAAAGAUCAUCUUUUGGGAAAUCAAUAAGAAAGAGGUUUUCUGAUAUCACUAAUUACCAGCCACAACACAAAUCUUCACCAGUUUUUUUUGAACAAAAUUUUCCACUCAAUGCUUCAUUAUCUUCAACUAAAGAGCAAAUUGAUCAUCUUUUGAAGGAAAAUGCAGGGCUUAUGAAGCAUGUUACCGACAAAAACAAGGUCAUAGAGAUGAACAGAGUUGAGCUUCAAAAGCUGCGAAUUGUUGUUCAGAAAACACAGUUGCAGAAUUGGAACCUUGCCCAAACAAACAGUCAUAUGAUGGCGGUUGGUACUUUGCUUUCAUAA